Messenger RNA from Clonostachys rhizophaga, 450 nucleotides. Lineage: Eukaryota; Fungi; Ascomycota; Sordariomycetes; Hypocreales; Bionectriaceae. The record is from the annotation of a GenBank genome assembly.
AUGGCCACGGCAAACGGUACGGCUCAGGCCUACCAGCCCGGCAACUUCACCUCCCAAAACAACCCCUUGGGCGACAAUGGCCCUACUUCGCCAUCUGCUUCUCUCACAUCUGGGACAACGGCAAAAGACUCGUCGACUCCACCAUCUGUCUUGGAGCAAUCUGACAUGAAGCAACAGCAGGCUACGCUGAACCCCACGUCCAGCUCAUGGGUCCCCAACAUUGGUGCAACCAACGGACAGUUUACCCAGCCCGUCACAUAUGUUCCUGGCCAAUGCAGCGUCCCGAUGCCCCAAGCUGGCGGAACGGCAGCUGGCCCCCUUCCUCCACCCAUUGCCCCCAUGAACAACACGAACAACAUGAACAAUGGUCCCUACUACCCCUCCCAGCACAUGUUCCAGAGAUUCAACCAGGGCCACAAUGGCAUCGCGAAUGGAACUGCUUCGUCCUAG